ACGACUUCAUGCUCCCGACAGAGACGCGGCGCUGGGAUUAGGGUUUGCCACUUCCGAGAGGAUGCUGGGAAUCUGCAGAGGGAGACGGAAAUUCCUGGCUGCCUCUCUGACUCUGCUCUGCAUCCCGGCUGUCACCUGGAUUUACUUGUUUGCUGGGAGCUUGGAAGAUGGCAAGCCGGUGUCUCUGUCCCCGCUGGAGUCCCAGGCGCACAGCCCCAGGUACACAGCCUCCAGCCAGCGGGAACGUGAAAGCCUGGAGGUGCGCAUGCGUGAGGUGGAGGAGGAGAAUCGAGCCCUUCGCCGACAGCUCAGCCUGGCCCAGGGCCGGGCCCCAGCCCAUCGCCGUGGCAACCACUCCAAGACCUACUCUAUGGAGGAGGGGACUGGGGACAGCGAGAACCUUCGGGCUGGCAUCGUGGCGGGCAACAGCUCCGAGUGUGGGCAGCAGCCGGUCGUGGAGAAAUGUGAGACAAUCCACGUUGCCAUCGUCUGCGCCGGGUACAACGCCAGCCGCGAUGUCGUCACCUUGGUCAAGUCCGUCCUGUUUCACCGGCGGAACCCUCUCCACUUCCACCUCAUCGCAGACUCCAUCGCAGAACAGAUCCUGGCCACACUCUUCCAGACCUGGAUGGUGCCUGCCGUGCGAGUGGACUUCUACAAUGCUGAUGAACUGAAGUCUGAAGUUUCCUGGAUCCCCAACAAGCAUUACUCUGGGAUCUACGGCCUCAUGAAGCUCGUCCUGACCAAGACCCUUCCUGCCAACCUGGAGAGGGUCAUCGUCCUGGACACAGACAUCACCUUUGCCACCGACAUCGCCGAGCUUUGGGCUGUGUUCCACAAGUUCAAAGGUCAGCAGGCCCUGGGCUUGGUGGAGAACCAGAGUGACUGGUAUCUUGGAAACCUGUGGAAAAAUCACCGCCCGUGGCCAGCCCUGGGGAGGGGCUACAACACAGGCGUGAUCCUCCUGCUGCUGGAUAAGCUGCGGAAGAUGAAGUGGGAGCAGAUGUGGAGGCUGACGGCGGAGAGGGAGCUCAUGGGCAUGCUGUCCACAUCCUUAGCUGACCAGGAUAUUUUCAAUGCCGUCAUCAAGCAGAACCCCUUCCUGGUGUAUCAGCUCCCCUGCUUCUGGAACGUGCAGCUAUCAGACCACACCCGCUCCGAGCAGUGCUACAGAGACGUGUCCGAUCUGAAGGUUAUCCACUGGAACUCCCCUAAAAAGCUUCGGGUGAAGAACAAGCAUGUGGAAUUCUUCCGCAACCUUUACCUGACCUUCCUGGAGUACGAUGGCAACCUGCUAAGGCGGGAGCUGUUUGGGUGCCCCAGCGAAGCUGACGUCAACAGCGAGAACCUCCAGAAGCAGCUUUCAGAGCUGGAUGAGGACGACCUGUGCUAUGAGUUCCGGCGAGAACGCUUCACUGUCCACCGCACGCACCUGUACUUCCUGCACUAUGAAUAUGAGCCAGCUGCCGACAACACGGACGUCACCUUGGUUGCCCAGCUCUCCAUGGACAGACUCCAGAUGCUGGAAGCCAUCUGUAAACACUGGGAGGGGCCCAUCAGCCUGGCCCUGUACCUGUCGGACGCCGAGGCCCAGCAGUUCCUCCGCUACGCCCAGGGCUCCGAGGUGCUCAUGAGCCGCCACAACGUGGGCUACCACAUCGUGUACAAGGAGGGCCAGUUCUACCCCGUGAACCUCCUGCGUAACGUGGCCAUGAAGCACAUCAGCACCCCCUACACGUUCCUGUCUGACAUCGACUUCCUGCCCAUGUAUGGGCUCUAUGAGUACCUCAGGAAGUCUGUCCUCCAGCUUGACCUUGCCAACACCAAGAAAGCAAUGAUUGUUCCUGCAUUUGAGACGCUGCGCUACCGGCUGUCCUUCCCCAAGUCGAAAGCAGAGCUGCUGUCGAUGUUGGACAUGGGGACCCUCUUCACGUUCAGGUACCAUGUCUGGACAAAAGGCCACGCACCUACAAACUUCGCCAAGUGGCGGACUGCCACUACGCCUUACCGGGUUGAGUGGGAAGCUGACUUUGAGCCGUAUGUUGUCGUGCGACGUGACUGCCCUGAGUAUGACCGGAGGUUUGUGGGCUUCGGCUGGAACAAAGUGGCUCAUAUCAUGGAACUGGAUGCACAGGAAUACGAAUUCAUUGUGCUGCCCAAUGCCUACAUGAUCCACAUGCCUCACGCACCCAGCUUCGACAUCACCAAGUUCCGUUCCAACAAGCAAUAUCGCAUCUGUCUCAAAACCCUGAAGGAGGAGUUCCAGCAGGACAUGUCCCGCCGCUACGGCUUUGCUGCCCUGAAAUAUCUCACGGCCGAGAACAACAGCUAGCACCAGGAUGUGCCCACGGGAGAGACACACACUGCAGGGAGAGAGCUGCUCGCCGACUGGGGCCCAGAUGCAAAACUGAGCAGUGGUUUUUUGGAGGGGUUGUUUUGCUUUGUCUCUAAGGCCCAACAAAACCGCCCUUACAUCUGAGGUCUUGGACAAGGAUCCAGUCCAUCUGUUUCUGCCUCAGGACCCAGCAGUUCCAGAGUGGAGAAAAAUGAACCACCGACCUGUAUCUCUUCAAGAAUGGGACCUGGGGAUGAGAGGAAGUAGGGAUCAUUGUCUUGCCACAAAAUCACAAACCGAAGCAGAGCUUUAAGAAUGUUCUCGCUAUGUUUUAAUCAUUAAGGGUCCCAACAUAGUUGGGGAGAAAGGGGAGUUUGCUGGGGCAGUAGUCAUCCCAGGAAAUAAAAGCAAAAUGGUCUCUCCA
This is a messenger RNA of Ochotona curzoniae (black-lipped pika), 2759 nucleotides long. RefSeq names its product LARGE xylosyl- and glucuronyltransferase 1 (gene LARGE1). The record is from RefSeq and is a predicted model, not a curated record. The transcript is spliced from 14 exons. Gene Ontology annotation, biological process: protein O-linked glycosylation via mannose. NCBI's taxonomy places the organism in Eukaryota, Metazoa, Chordata, Mammalia, Lagomorpha, Ochotonidae. Bases 62 to 2332 code for a protein of 756 amino acids. Gene Ontology annotation, molecular function: glucuronosyltransferase activity; xylosyltransferase activity.